Molecule: messenger RNA, 6527 nt
Organism: Acinonyx jubatus (cheetah)
Lineage: Eukaryota; Metazoa; Chordata; Mammalia; Carnivora; Felidae
Gene: FNDC3A
Product: fibronectin type III domain containing 3A
Exons: 26
Coding region: 725-4324 (1199 amino acids)
Molecular function (GO): protein binding
Source: RefSeq, a predicted model, not a curated record
GGGAAGGCGGGGGAGACCGAGCCGUCCCACUCCCGUCCCGCCCCGGAGCAGGCGCCACGGAAACCGUUAGGCUGGGUCUGAGGAGCCGGGGCGCCGAGCGGGACUCGGGCCCGUCGAGGGGCCCGGCCCUUCCCGUCCUCUGGGCGCGCUACGGGCAGAGGGUAGUAGAGGGUGUGUGUCCGGGGCAGGGGGUGGACAGGACCCGUCAACUCGUCGGGCACCUGCCGGGCCCGAGUCUUGUCCAGAGGCGCUUGCGGGGGCGCGACUGCGGCCCCGCCACUAGCCAGAGGAGGCGGUGCGGGGGCGCGGGCGGCCUUCCCUCCGCCCCCCGGCCGGCGGUGAGCAGCGCCGCUCCCGGAGGCUCGGGGGUCGAGUGCGGAGCCCAGGGGACGAGAUCGCCCAGCGGCCGCCGCGCCUUGGGCUUCGGCCACCGGGCAGCCGCCGAACUUGAACGCUUUUCUGAAGAGAGUUUCCCCCGUUCAUCUUGGGGUUAAAACCUCGAAAACCCGCCCUUGUGUGUUUGAUCCUGUUUGGCUGGUGCCGGUAGUACCUGGCGGUUCCUCUACCCGGCUGAGUUAACCACCUGUUCGGUCAGGAGGUUGACUCGAGGCUGCAGUCCUCGCCCUGUUUAACAACCUGGAUCUUUGAACUUUUGACACGAGCGGGGAAGGACGCCAUGCGUUAGAAUUGGAAGGUUAUCCAGUAUAUUAAUGUCUUAUUGAUAAUGGCAGAACAUCCACCCCUACUGGAUACAGCUCAGAUUUUAAGUAGUGAUAUUUCUCUUCUGUCUGCCCCUAUUGUAAGUGCAGAUGGAACACAACAGGUUAUUCUGGUACAAGUUAACCCAGGGGAAGCAUUUACAAUAAGAAGAGAAGAUGGACAGUUUCAAUGCAUUACAGGUCCUGCUCAGGUUCCAAUGAUGUCCCCAAACGGUUCUGUGCCUCCUAUUUAUGUGCCUCCUGGAUACGCCCCACAGGUUAUUGAAGACAAUGGUGUUCGAAGAGUUGUUGUGGUUCCUCAGGCACCAGAGUUUCAUCCUGGUGGUCACACAGUUCUACACCGUUCUCCACAUCCUCCUCCUCUGCCUGGUUUCAUUCCUGUCCCAACCAUGAUGCCCCCUCCACCACGCCAUAUGUACUCACCAGUGACCGGAGCUGGAGACAUGGCAACACAGUAUAUGCCACAGUAUCAAUCUUCUCAAGUAUAUGGAGAUGUAGAUGCUCACUCUACACAUGGAAGGUCCAACUUUAGAGAUGAAAGAUCUAGCAAAACAUAUGAACGUUUGCAGAAAAAAUUAAAGGAUCGCCAAGGAACACAGAAGGAUAAAAUGAGCAGUCCACCAUCAUCACCCCAGAAAUGCCCUUCUCCCAUAAAUGAACAUAAUGGGCUUAUAAAAGGGCAAAAUGCUAGUGGUGUAAACAUAGGAUCAACAAAGAACAAGUCCGGGAAAGGGAAAGGUGGUGCACAAAUUGAUACAGAAAUAGAAGAGAAAGAUGAAGAAACUAAAGCUUUUGAAGCACUUCUUUCCAACAUUGUCAAACCAGUGGCCUCAGACAUCCAGUCAAGGACAGUAGUACUAACCUGGUCACCUCCUUCCAGCUUCAUAAAUGGUGAAACAGAUGAGACUACUGUGCCAGAGCUCUAUAGUUACGAUAUUCUGGUCUCAAGUACUGGGAAAGAUGGGAAAUAUAAAAGUGUAUAUGCAGGAGAAGAAACCAGUGUCACUUUAAAUGAUCUCAAGCCAGCUACAGAUUACCAUGCAAAAGUCCAGGCAGAAUAUAAUUCUAUAAAGGGAACUCCUUCAGAAGCUGAAAGCUUUACCACCUUAAGCUGUGAACCUGAUGUACCUAAUCCACCAAGGAUAGCCAAUCGGACCAAAAAUUCACUCACUUUGCAAUGGAAGGCACCUAGUGACAAUGGUUCUAAAAUCCAAAGCUUUAUUUUAGAAUGGGAUGAGGGAAAAGGAAAUGGAGAAUUUUGUCAAUGUUACAUGGGCUUACAGAAGCAAUUUAAAAUUACUAAACUGUCACCAGCAAUGGGUUGUAAAUUUAGACUGUCAGCCAGAAAUGAAUAUGGCACAAGUGGUUUUAGUGAAGAAGUCUUCUAUUACACUUCAGGCUGUGCCCCUUCUAUGCCAGCAAGUCCUGUAUUAACUAAGGCUGGUGUUACUUGGUUAUCCUUACAAUGGAGUAAGCCCUCAGGAACACCAUCAGAUGAAGGAAUUUCUUACAUUUUAGAGAUGGAAGAAGAAACUUCAGGAUAUGGUUUUAAGCCUAAAUAUGAUGGAGAAGAUCUUGCUUACACAGUGAAGAAUCUCAGACGUAGUACAAAGUAUAAAUUUAAGGUUAUUGCUUACAACUCAGAAGGUAAAAGUAACCCAAGUGAAGUAGUAGAAUUUACUACAUGCCCUGAUAAACCAGGUGUACCUGUGAAGCCAUCAGUUAAAGGAAAGAUACAUUCACACAGUUUUAAAAUAACUUGGGACCCACCAAAAGACAAUGGAGGUGCAACCAUUAAUAAGUAUGUAGUGGAGAUGGCAGAAGGUUCUAAUGGAAACAAAUGGGAUAUGAUAUACAGUGGAGCUACUAGGGAACAUCUUUGUGAUCGACUAAAUCCAGGCUGUUUCUAUCGUUUACGAGUUUACUGCAUCAGUGAUGGAGGACAGAGUGCGGUAUCUGAAUCUUUACUUGUGCAGACUCCAGCUGUGCCUCCUGGCCCGUGCCUCCCUCCCAGAUUACAGGGUAGACCCAAAGCAAAAGAAAUACAGUUACGAUGGGGACCCCCUCUGGUUGAUGGUGGAUCACCCAUUUUCUGCUAUGGUGUGGAGAUGUCUCCUGUAGAAAAAGAUGAACCCAGAGAAGUUUACCAAGGUUCUGAAGUAGAAUGUACAGUGAGCAACCUUCUUCCUGGAAAGACUUAUAGCUUCAGACUGCAUGCAGCUAACAAAAUGGGGUUUGGACCAUUUUCAGAAAAAUGUGAUAUUACUACAGCCCCUGGACCACCAGAUCAGUGCAAGCCCCCUCAAGUUACAUGCAGAUCUGCAACUUGUGCACAAGUGAAUUGGGAGAUCCCUUUGAGUAACGGAACAGAUGUCACUGAAUAUCGAUUGGAGUGGGGAGGCGUUGAAGGAAGUAUGCAGAUGUGUUACUGUGGGCCUGGUCUCAGUUAUGAAUUAAAAGGACUUUCACCAGCAACCACCUAUUAUUGCAGAGUCCAGGCUCUGAGUGUUGUGGGUGCAGGCCCUUUCAGUGAAGUAGUAGCCUGUGUGACUCCACCAUCAGUUCCUGCUGUUGUGACUUGUCUUCAAGAAAUAAGUGAUGAUGAUAUAGAAAAUCCUCAUUAUUCACCUUCUACAUGCCUUGCAAUAAGCUGGGAAAAGCCUUGUGACCAUGGUUCAGAAAUCCUUGCCUACAGCAUCGACUUUGGAGAUAAACAGCCCUUGGCAGUGGGAAAGGUUACAAGCUAUAUUAUAGACAAUUUGCAACCAGAUACAACAUACAGAAUACGGAUUCAAGCCUUGAAUAGCCUUGGAGCUGGUCCUUUCAGCCACAUGAUAAAAUUAAAAACUAAGCCCCUCCCUCCUGACCCACCUCGUCUAGAAUGUGUUGCCUUCAGCCACCAGAACCUUAAGCUGAAGUGGGGAGAAGGAACCCCAAAAUCACUGUCAACAGAUUCUAUUCAGUACCACCUUCAGAUGGAGGACAAGAAUGGAAGGUUUGUAUCCUUAUAUAGAGGUCCAUGUCAUACAUACAAAGUACAAAGACUUAAUGAGUCAACAUCCUAUAAAUUCUGUAUUCAAGCUUGUAAUGAAGCAGGGGAAGGUCCUCUCUCUCAAGAAUAUAUUUUUACUACUCCAAAAUCUGUCCCAGCUGCCUUGAAAGCUCCCAAAAUAGAGAAAGUAAAUGAUCACAUUUGUGAACUUACAUGGGAGUGUUUACAGCCAAUGAAAGGUGAUCCAGUUAUUUACAGUCUUCAAGUUAUGUUGGGAAAAGAUUCAGAAUUUAAACAGAUUUACAAAGGUCCCGACUCUUCAUUCCGGUAUUCAAGCCUUCAGCUGAACUGUGAAUAUCGUUUCCGUGUGUGUGCCAUUCGCCAGUGCCAUGACCCUGUGGGGCAUCAGGACCUAGUAGGUCCCUACAGCACAACAGUGCUCUUCACCUCUCAGAGGACUGACCCACCAGCCAGCACCGACAGAGACACUGUGGAGAGCACGAGGACCCGGCGGGCGCUGAGUGAUGAGCAAUGUGCCGCAGUCAUCCUCGUGCUGUUUGCUUUCUUUUCCAUUUUGAUUGCCUUUAUCAUUCAGUACUUUGUAAUCAAGUGAAAAUAUAACUUUAUUUUUUAAUACUGUAUUACAUUUUAUUUUGUCAUGUACUAAAAUUAUUUCUGUAUUGCUUUUACAAAAACAGUGGCAUUUAGCACUGGCAUUGAGACUAUAAUACAUCAUUUUUUGCCAUUUUCAAUGCUUAUAUCAUUAGGUAGAGGCUGGCACCUUAUUAGAAUGCAAGCCACAGAAAUAGCAAUUUUUGGUUUUUUGGUUGGGACUUUUUUCUUUCCUUUUUUUUCUUUUUCUUUUUUUUUUUUUACAUGCCUUCUUGUAAAACAUAUUUUCUAAGAGGCAACAAUAUAUAAUUGGUAUAUUGACCAGUCAGCAUGAGUGUAACAGUGACAACCUGAUCUGUUUGUUUUAAAGAUAUUACCUAGUGAAAAAUUCAAAAUGAUGAAAAUUUACACUAACAUGCUAUAAAAAAAAAUGUUAAAGUCUGAUGCUGUGAAAGCAAUCUAGUGCUAUAUUUCUACCUCCUCAUUUGUCUUAAUUAUUUGGUAAGUGGGAUUAUGAUGAAUAACUGGAGGGGCUUAGCAGACAAAAACUGGAUGAAAGAAUAUGCAUGAAAAAAAGAAACUUCUUGUUUGAUAAAUGUGGAGUUCUUCAUUACAAGUAUAUAUUCAUGAAUUCACAGAUAAGUCACUUAAAUAAAGCACAGACAGUUUACUUGGCCUAAAAAUAUUUUAAUGUUUACUUAAAAAGCACCUGUUCAAGUCUUGAGAACAUGGAAGAGAACAGAGGGCUUAUAGAUACUUUUAAAAAAGUAAUCAUACUCAACUCUGAAAUUUCAAACCUACUUAAUUUGGUUUUUGUGAGCCUUUGAACUAUAUGUGUGUGUAUAAGGACAUACACACGUACAUAUACGGCAUAUAUAUAAACUAUACAUACCAAGUGUAAAAAUACACACACACACACACUCACUCCAUGUAUCUGGUACAGGCUAAUUUUGAAGAACUCCCAUAAGUUUUGCUGCUUCUCCCAUAACUACUGCCAUCACCAUCAGAAUUCAUAAUCAAACCUAACCUUUUUGUUUGGGGCACCAAAUCUGAAGACAAAAUUAAUUUGCACCAGUAAACUUCAAGCUGCUUUCUUUCUUGAAAAACUAAUGUUUAAUGUAAUGUCUGUCUGGAUACUGUUCCAAAUUGUUGAUUGCAUGUGGUUAAUGUUGCAUUAGAGCACUUUGCAAUUGCAUAAUUCAUUAAUGUUUUGUGAGCUUGCAUUUGUGAGUUAUUGGAUGAUCAGAUUGAAUUUUGUCAAGUAUCACGUUGUACAUCUUGCAUAGAUGUCAAUGACUGCCAGUAAUAAUAGUUUGUAAUGAAACUAUCUAAAAUUCUUGUUUUAUCACAUCUGUUAUCUGUAAAACACUUGUAACUAGCCUUUUUAAUUUAUUAUUUGAAUUUUAGGAUAGUGAAUCACUAAUUUUUAGUUGCUGAGGGUAGCAUUUUAGUGAUUACUAAGCACUUCUGUCAGUCUUUGAAAACAGGACCUAUGUUUUGUGCUUUGAAGAUCUCUGAAGAAUUUCUCUUAUAUUAGAAAUGGGCAUGUAUUGUAAUUGUUUUAUGUCAAAUGAUCUGUGCUGUAGAAAAAACAUUAACCUUUGUUCAAAAAAGAAAUGGAUAAACUUGGCCUUUCCAAGUGUUAAGAAUGAUCUGUCACUAUAAUAUGCUGUAUGUUUACAUUUUAUUUAAAUUUAAUCUCAUGUAUAGGCUAACUUUCCCCCAAAACAACAGUGAUUGCGAUUAUUUUCUAGAAACUUCUUAAAAGUGCCACAUUUGGCAGUACAAAUGAGUUUGAGUGUAAUAGCCCAGAGAUUUCUAUAUAGUUGAAUGUCUAAAAUGGUAAAAUAUGCCACUGUGGCAGUUACAGUGGCUUAUGUUUUUCAUAGUAACUCAAAUGAACUCCUAUUUUUGAUAGUAAAUGUCAUUUAAUAGUGUACUUGCCAUUUGAGCCUCGCUGCAAAAUCAGUGCAGAGGAGAAAACAAUUUUUAAUGUAAUCUUGAUUUUACCUCAUAUACUGUACAUUCCAAAAACUCUAAACUUUUUAAAGAUUAUAGAUACACUACCAAACAUAUCACCUUAAAAUUGUAUAAGGUUGAACUUCAUACAAAUGAAAAAAUAUAAUCUCAUAAAAAUACAUAACUAUGUAGCAAAAGUGUCUUUAAAAUCCAUGGAAAAUAAAAGUUGUAUCAUUCUUUUUUGA